GCGCUUACUCCGAGAUUGCACGCGAUAUCGAAGGUCAUGGUUAAAGCGUCUCGAUACCAGAGCGGUAGACUGGCCGCGCUGGCGUCGCCGAGGCACCCUUGACGUAGUUACGUUCUUUGCCUUUGGCUUCGUGUUAGCGUGCGUCGGCUCAUCGGAGUAGUGCAGCUCCCACGUGCACCAACGGGAUUUCUCCGCCGCCGACUGCUUCAAUUGCGAGAGCACCGACUAACAAAACUGCUGCAAUAUGCGUUGCAGAAAGGACGCGAGUUCGACGGGCGAAUGUCGUGCCUUGGUGGAGCGAGAGCAGCGCCUGCGAGACAGAGGCCAGCGGGACGCACGCGUUUGCGGAUCAGGCUACGAACCUGUACCUCCCGUGUUGCUGAAGCGCAGUGUGUGUUAUGUAUGCAUGAGCACAGGCGUCGGCUACCCUUUACUAGAAAGCGCACACCGUGCCGUUUCUCUCCUCAAUUGACGACGCUUUGAAGAAGUGCAUACCGGUGUUCCGCGACUGCGAUGAGCCCGUCGAUUAUGGUCUCUGUGCAGCCGCUCCAAAUAACGGCCUACAGCGAGAAUAUCUCCUCAUCGAGUCCUUCGAACGAGGACGCCGACUCCUGGCUUCCACAACAGACGUCACCCCGUCCGGCCAUGCUGCACCAGUCUCCGCAAUCUACACAGACCCAGAUGCCGCCCUCGACGGGCACCACAACGGCGCCGUCGGCAGCGGCGCAACCUUAUAUGCCGAAGACCUACCCUCCCGGUCGACGGAUUGUGUACGACCAGCUGAACCCGAACACACCGCCCAUAUAUCCGUGCGGCUUGUGCCACAAGGCGGUGGAACACAACGACCGGGCGAUCCUGUGCGAGAUGGGGUGCAAGUUCUGGUUCCACCGCGUCUGCAGCGGCCUCACGGACGACGCGUUCGAUUUGCUCACGCACGAGGUGGACACCGAGUGGGUAUGCAGCCGGUGCGCUUCGUCCAUGAACAGACCGCUCGCCUUAUUCAAACUGUGAUGCGUGGUGCGGAAUGGACAGCCUGCGACUUGGCGGACUUUGCGCGUAACGAAGACUCGAUUUUAUGCGAAUGUUAUAAGAAAUCGGCUAUAGUACCGACGAUAAACUUUAUUCGACUACCUGACAGACGCAACGAUUCCUGCGUGACGUUUUGUGACAACGAUUAAAAAAUCUGCAACUAUAUAUCGUUCGUGCCCGUGACUAAUUCAAAUUGGAACCACUCUUUUUCUCAGAGGAAAACAUACGUCCAGUGGUUGUGUAACACAUAUAGGUUCGUCUUGGUGCUCUAUGGCCAUUGUAGCUUUCGGACCACAAAACUUUAGCAAUGCUGUCUGCGAACAUGGUAUGCAUCCGAUGUUG
This is a messenger RNA of Rhipicephalus sanguineus (brown dog tick), 1371 nucleotides long. RefSeq names its product protein pygopus-like. The record is from RefSeq and is a predicted model, not a curated record. Bases 514 to 1011 code for a protein of 165 amino acids. The transcript is spliced from 2 exons. NCBI's taxonomy places the organism in Eukaryota, Metazoa, Arthropoda, Arachnida, Ixodida, Ixodidae.